CUCCAUCCUCAAAUCAAAAACAAGUGGAAAAUGGAAAAUACAUCCAUCAGUCAUCUUAGACCAAGUUGUGUCACAUCUCCUGCCCUGUGGAAACACCACAACAUGCAGACAUGAUUGUGUACAAAGUCUCCCACCAUCUCACUGUAAUUGUAACCAGAUCAACACAAGGCUCCAUUCUACAGUUGUUGUGGCUUGUUGUUUUGACUGCAGCUCUUUACCUCUCAGUUUCCUAACUCAUAAUUAUCUCACUUGACUUAUUCCAGCCCUGUGCAUGUAAACACAGGCACAGCAUGGUCCGAUCUUUCCCAACACAAUGCUUAGAAACAGUUUUUAUUUGUCAUGCUCAAGCAUCAGCAGGUUCCCAGCGUGUGUUCAGAGUGUAAAAAAAAAAAACAAACUGAGGAAGCUGCUCUGUAAAACAGCCAACUGACAGGAAGGAAGGAACCACUACACUGCGACGCGACACAAACUUUUUGUCUUCGAUUCCUCUUCAAAAGCAACACCUUUCGUUCUCAGGGCUCUAUGGAAAUAUUCACUACAUGCUGGCAAAAAGGGGGAACUAGAGCUUAGCAGCACCCCCCUCCUCUUCUGCAGUGCACAAUAUCCUCUUUUGGACCCAACCAGCCCCUGUUUUUAUGUCAUCUCUUUGGCUUUAGUGUGGCACGCACACAGUGAGGAUGAUUGCCCCGGCAGAUGGGGCUCAGUGUGAGGACUAGAAGCUGAAGCUAAGACAAGGCGGAGAGGGACAGACUCGUCCAUCAUGGGAUGCUGCAGUGUGACCCAGAGGCAUACUGGAGUGGACGAGGUGGGCCCUGAUGAGAUCGAGCUCCUUGAACUCUCUGGGGACAAUUUAGGGGUGUGGACUCUGGGAGAAACCAGACUACAGCUGUCAGUGAGAAACAGCAGAGAUGAGCAGGAGCCACAACCACCGCCACCACCGCCACCACCACGCUACCCCUCAGUACGACACGUUGAACAAGAGGUCACUAACACAGUGGUGCUGUGGGGCAGGAGCAGAGAGGAGCUGCAGCACAGGAUUUACUCCCAGCAGCCAAUCAGGGGCUGGCAGGGCAAACAUGCCCACACGUAUGGAGAGAUCAUCCACUCCUCCCUGGUGUCUCUGUACAACAGCUACACUAAGGAAACCAGUGAAUACUUCCUGGUGUUAUUCUCGUUCCACCUGCUGCUUCUCUCGCUGGACCACUCUCAACAAGACUUAAAUUAUGAGGGCAUCCUUCCCCUUUCUGGACUUUCCUUCCAACCCGUCUCUCUGGCCCCCGACAUGUCACAUUCACCACACAUGUUUGAGAUCAGCAGCCAGAUGACGGACUCCAGGAUCUUCAUAUGUCCCAGUGCUGCGGAGUUACAGAAAUGGAUGCAGUACCUAGACGACAGAACAUACAAGUCAAAGACACAACCCAUGAGUCCCACCCACUGCCCUCUCUCCUAUCUAUUACCCUGUGAUGAACACUGGAAAAGAGAAGAACUGAAAAAGUACGUGAUGCAAGCUCCAUUGUGGAAGUGGCAGGGCUCACCCAUACAGCACAUGGGCCAGCCAGAAUACAUAUCUGUCGUCUACAUCAUCGACACUCAGAGAAAGGAACUCCAAGAAAGACUGAUGGUUCUCUUCCCUCAAGACGUCCUGCUGCUGUCGGUUGACAACAAGCGACUGAGUAUAAGUUAUGAGGGCAGACUGGCCCGACAAAGCAUCAGAGCUGUGGAGAGGUCAACAUUUCCUGGAUGCCUUGAGUUUGAGCUGAUAGGUGAGCUGGUGGAGCCCCUGCAGGUCUCUUGUACCAGCCUGGAGGAUUAUCAGACCUGGAUCUUUCAAUUACAACAGCCAGACAGAAGCGGCAACGUUACUGUGAGUCACGCUGCACCUCCAAUCAUGCCGAAGCUGCAGAGGAACCGGAAGGAGUCCCGGGAACCGAUGAUAACAGUUGACCAGUAUCACAUCAAUGGACACAGCUGACUCAUCAAUGUGGAAAAGUUGGAAAUUUCUCCACAAUUACAAAUCUAAAACAAAGUGUGUAGAUAGUACAGCAUGUACAUACUUAUAUGUGUGCCACAAAAUGGAGAUACAGCAGUGAGGAGGUUCUGAGAACCUCUCACCCUAAUUUUGAUAUAUUUGGGUGAUUUCGUCAUGGAGGGAUUGAAGAGAUACUUAUAGUUCUUGUUCAUGUGGGGACAAACCGAAACAGGGCCAUGACCCAGAAUAAGAUCAGACCACAGCUGAGUAAAUGUUAGAUGCAAUGACUGUUGAGCUGUAAACUAGAAAUGAAGAAUCUGUACAUAUUUAGCUUUGAUGUCUUUACCAUAAAAUACAUAAUGGUUUACUUUUUGACAAUAAACUAUUUAAAAAGU
Molecule: messenger RNA, 2364 nt
Organism: Thunnus maccoyii (southern bluefin tuna)
Lineage: Eukaryota; Metazoa; Chordata; Actinopteri; Scombriformes; Scombridae
Product: probable pleckstrin homology domain-containing family N member 1
Exons: 11
Coding region: 761-1972 (403 amino acids)
Source: RefSeq, a predicted model, not a curated record